GCGCCCGGCGGAGCGGGGAGCGGCGGAUCCCGGGGCAGCCCGGGCCGGCUCCGGGAUGAGCUUCCCGCGGCCCCUGCGCCGCUCCGUGAGCCUCAGCCCGGCCCGCACCCUGCGCCUCGUCGUGCUGGGACAGAGCGCCGUGGGCAAGACAGAGCAGAGCUCUGCCUGCAGCACGUGGAGCGAAGAUGGAUCGGCGCUGGGGCCGUUCCGCAGCGGCACAAACAGGGCAGCACGUGGGCACGCGCCUGCUGCGAUCCCGAGGUGCCCAGCCUGACUGCGUGGCAGCGCUGACCGUGCGAUUCAUCACCAGGAGAUUCAUUGGAGACUAUGACCCAACCCUAGAAAUGAUCUACAGGCACGUGGCUGUCAUCGAUGGGGAGAUGGUGCACUUCGAGAUCCUCGACACAGCCGGACAGGAGGAGGACUCCCUGCAGAUCGAGGAGAAGAUCAAGUGGGGCGAUGGCUUUGCCGUGGUCUACUCGGUGACCGACCGCUGCAGCUUCGACGAGGUGAUGCGGCUCUGCUUCCUCAUCAACCACCUGCACGCCAGCCCCAAGCGCAGCGGCCCCGCCGAGCAGCCCCCCGUGGUCAUCGUGGGCAACAAGAAGGACCUGCAGUUCGACAGGAUGGUGUCCACCGAGGACGGGGAGAACCUCUCCAAAGCCCUCAAGAUUCCCUUCUACGAGAUCUCCACCCGGGACAGCUACGAGGAGCCGGUGGCGGUGUUCAGCAGCCUCUACCAGGAGCUGCUCAGGCAGGGCCACUUCUCGCCGGGCUCCUUCAAGAGGAGGACAGUGUCCAAGCUCAUGGAGAAGAUUCCCAAAAUGCAAGCCAGCUCCACCCUGAACUCCGCGGGCCGGAGCCUCAGCUUUAACUCCUUCAGGGACUACAUUCCCGAAGCUGAGGUGGCCCUGGUGACUCCAGGGGUGUUGGGACAACCCUUGGAGGGAGACUCAGCCGUGUUUUGGUGGGGCUCAGACCCAGCACAGGCACGUCUGGGGGGGCUUUCCCCCUCCCCUGAGCUGGCUGGGUGUGUCUGCACCCCAAACCCAGCACCCACCAUGCUGGGUGACCCCGAGGGCUGUGCUGGCUCCCGGGCUGGCAGCAGCCAUUCCCUGGGGAUGGAGCCUGAUUCCUCAGCGUGGCUGGUGAGUAAAACCCCUGUAUCCUCAAACCCUUCCAGCCCAUCCAGGCUGUGCUCAGUGGUACGGACACAACGGAGCCGAUUCCAGAAGCUGCUUGCAGGUCCCCCUCUGUCUGCUCAUCUGCUGCCCCGUUCCCAGAGGGAAAACCACUGUGGCCUGAGGAGUUGUUGUUUUGCACAGGGAUGGGGCAGGAAAGGUGUGGGAAGGAGCUGGGCUCGUGGCUCAUAUUCCUUCCCUCCCUCUGGGUGUUGGGGCUGUGUGGCUGGUCGGGGUGGCUGUGCUGGGACCCUGUGGUGUGACUCCCCUGUCCCCUCUGUUGUGACCGACCCCAUUGUCUGCUGCCGUGUCCUGUGACAAUAAAAGCCGAGUUCCCAACCGCC
Molecule: messenger RNA, 1525 nt
Organism: Onychostruthus taczanowskii (white-rumped snowfinch)
Lineage: Eukaryota; Metazoa; Chordata; Aves; Passeriformes; Passeridae
Product: ras-related and estrogen-regulated growth inhibitor-like
Exons: 6
Coding region: 186-1499 (437 amino acids)
Molecular function (GO): GTPase activity; GTP binding
Source: RefSeq, a predicted model, not a curated record